AGUGGGGGCCACGUGGCCUUGAGAAUGACCAGCCAGGCGUCCCCGGAGGCUGGGCCUCCCAGGCCUGGGCGGAGGAGCUUCCUGCCUGCAGGGAUGCGUAACGCCUCGGAGCUCCUGGGGACGGCCGGCGUGCCCCUGAGAGCAACAACCUGGCCACAGCCCAGGCCCUCACCGGCCCUGCCAGCCGGGCUGCAGGUGGACCACGUGGGGAACAGCUCCCAGGGUGUCCCCCAACUGUUCCUUACUUCCGCACUGGCCCGCGGGGUCUCCGGCGUCUUUGUGUGGGCCGCCCUUGUUCUCACCUGCCACCAGAUCUACCUGCACCUGCGCUCCUACGUCGUGCCCCAGGAGCAGCGCUACAUCAUCCGCCUGCUCCUCAUUGUGCCCAUCUACGCACUGGACUCCUGGCUCAGCCUCCUCCUCCUGGGAGGCCACGAGUACUACAUCUACUUGGACUCCGUGCGGGACUGCUACGAAGCCUUUGUCAUUUACAGCUUCCUGAGCCUCUGUUUCCAGUACCUGGGGGGCGAGAGUGCCAUCAUGGCUGAGAUCCGGGGAAAGCCCAUCAAGUCCAGCUGCUUCUACGGCACCUGCUGCCUCCAGGGCAUGUCCUACUCCAUUGGGUUCCUGCGAUUCUGCAAGCAGGCCACGCUGCAGUUCUGCGUUGUGAAGCCCGUCAUGGCCUUGGUCACCAUCUGCCUCCAGGCAUUCGGCAAAUACAGUGAUGGGGACUUCAGUGUCCACAGCGGCUACCUGUACGUGACCCUCGUCUACAACGCCUCAGUCAGCCUGGCCCUCUACGCCCUGUUCCUCUUCUACUUCGCCACCAGGGAACUCCUGCAGCCCUUCGAGCCCCUCCUGAAGUUCCUCACCAUCAAAGCCGUCAUCUUCCUGUCUUUCUGGCAGGGGAUGCUGCUGGCCAUCCUGGAGAGGUGCGGGGUCUUCGCCGAGGUCCAGACCUUGGACGGGAGCACGGUGGGGACCGGCACGCUGGCCGCUGGCUACCAGAACUUCAUCAUCUGCAUCGAGAUGCUUUUUGCCUCCAUCGCCUUGCGCUACGCCUUCACCUGCCAGGUGUACUCGGAGAAGAAGGAGAACUCACCAGGCCCCCCAGCGCCCAUGCAGAGCAUCUCCAGCAGCCUCAGGGAGACCAUCAGCCCCCAGGACAUCGUGCAAGAUGCCAUCCACAACUUUUCACCCGCCUACCAGCACUACACGCAGCAGGCCACGCACGAGACUCCCAGGCCCAGCCAGGGUGGGCACCCCUCACCUGGCACCCACCCGGACUCGGCUGGCGGCUCUGGCGGGGGCAGGAAGAGCCGAAACAUAGAGAAGCGGAUGCUGAUCCCCUCAGAGGACCUAUAGGAGCCUCAGGGUUGCUGGCACCCAGCUGAGGACCCAGUCUGCCCCCGCCUCUCCCCCAACCCUCCUGCCAAAGGUCAGGCCUCUCCUGAGAGCCCUGCUGGCGAGGCCCAUGGA
Propithecus coquereli (Coquerel's sifaka) is the source of this 1479-nucleotide messenger RNA. RefSeq names its product transmembrane protein 184A (gene TMEM184A). Gene Ontology annotation, molecular function: transporter activity. Gene Ontology annotation, biological process: transport. The transcript has 9 exons. Gene Ontology annotation, cellular component: early endosome membrane. NCBI's taxonomy places the organism in Eukaryota, Metazoa, Chordata, Mammalia, Primates, Indriidae. The coding region runs from base 25 to 1365 and encodes 446 amino acids. The record is from RefSeq and is a predicted model, not a curated record.